Messenger RNA from Cicer arietinum (chickpea), 1797 nucleotides. Its product is annotated as common plant regulatory factor 1. Gene Ontology annotation, biological process: regulation of DNA-templated transcription. Gene Ontology annotation, molecular function: DNA-binding transcription factor activity; sequence-specific DNA binding. Lineage: Eukaryota; Viridiplantae; Streptophyta; Magnoliopsida; Fabales; Fabaceae. The record is from RefSeq and is a predicted model, not a curated record. Gene Ontology annotation, cellular component: nucleus.
GUAUCAAAGCAUAGAAUAUAGAGAGAGAAAGACAGAGUGAGUUAUUUCCCUCUUUUUCUUUAGAGAGAGAAAAUGCUGAGUGUUACUACCACAGUUUAAUUGCUUCUCCAAAACUCAACUUUUUUUCUUCUUUCUGUAAUUAUUAUUUGGGAAUCUGUUUGGUGCUUGCAAUGGGAAACAGUGAGGAAGAGAAGUCUACCAAGACUGAAAAGCCUUCUUCACCUGUAAUCGUGGAUCAAACCAACCAGACGAAUGUUCAUGUCUAUCCUGAUUGGGCAGCCAUGCAGGCAUAUUAUGGGCCGAGAGUCGCCAUGCCACCGUACUACAACUCACCAGUGGCUUCUGGUCACACUCCUCAUCCGUAUAUGUGGGGGCCACAGCCUAUGAUGCCACCUUAUGGUCAUCCUUAUACAGCAAUUUAUCCUCAUGGAGGGGUUUAUGCUCACCCUGGAGUUCCUGUUGGGCCAAAUCCACAUAGCCAAGGAAUUUCAUCUUCACCUGCUACUGGAACUCCUUUGAGCAUAGAGACACCUCCCAAAUCAUCUGGAAACACUGAUCAGGGUCUGAUGAAGAAAUUGAAAGGGUUUGAUGGACUUGCAAUGUCAAUAGGAAAUGGCCAUGUUGAGAGUGCAGAGCCUGGAUCUGAUAGCAGGCUAUCACAGAGUGUGGAUACCGACGGUUCCAGCGAUGGAAGUGACGGCAAUACUGCAGGGGCUAAUCAAACAAGAAGGAAAAGAAAGCGUGAGGGAACACCAACCACUGACGGAGAAGGGAAAACUCACACACAAGGUAGUCAAGUUUCGAAAGAAAUCGCAGCUUCUAAUAAGACGAUGGCAGUUGCCCCUGCUGGUGUUGCUGGGCAUUUAGCUGGACCUGUAGUUUCUCCAGCAAUGACGACUGCACUGGAGCUGAAAAAUCCUUCAAGUGUUCAUUCUAAAACAAAUGUCACAAGUGCCCCGCAACCUUGUGCCGUAUUGCCUGCAGAAACAUGGUUACAGAAUGAACGUGAGCUUAAGCGUGAGAGGAGGAAACAAUCAAAUCGAGAAUCUGCUAGGAGAUCCAGACUAAGGAAGCAGGCUGAGGCCGAAGAACUGGCACGAAAAGUUGAAUCCUUGAAUGCUGAGAGCGCGUCACUUAAAUCAGAAAUAAAUCGACUGGCCGAGAGUUCUGAAAAACUGAGAAUGGAAAAUGCUGCAUUAAGGGAAAAAUUUAAAAUUGCUCAACUGGGCCAACCAAAAGAUAUAAUUUUGACCAGCAUUGACAGCCAGAGGACUACACCUGUAAGUACAGAAAACUUGUUAUCUAGAGUUAAUAAUUCGAGUUCCAAUGAUAGAACUGUGGAGGAUGAGAAUGGUUUUUGUGACAACAAAUCAAACUCUGGUACAAAGCUGCAUCAACUGUUGGAUGCAAGUCCUAGAGCUGAUGCUGUGGCUGCUGGUUGAUUCAGAAAACCAGUUUCUGAUCAUGUAGUUUUGGCAUAUUACAAGCCCAAAAUUACUGCUAACAGUUUUCUGAGGGAUGGAUCAGCUGAAUUUUAGUAUCUAAAUCCAUCAAAACCAGAACUAAUUCAUUGCUCAUCAGUUACUUAGGAACUUUUUAUUAUUCUGUUUAGAUUUGACAAAUAUGAAUGGCUACUACUAAAGUUUGUAUAAUGAAGAGAAUUAGAGAUUUUAGUUUAGAGAGGGAUGUUGAACCGUUACAUAAUUUGGUGUGUAUUAACGUCGGUGUGCAACUUCUAAUGGUAUCUGAUAAAGUUAUGAUGGCUUUUCCAUUGUAUGGCUUUUAUUUUUUCUUAUA